AAAAAUGCCACACGAACAUGUCAAAAACACCAAAAAGGCGAUUUCCAUCGGAGUGGGUCUCUAACGACUGUUUCCUUUCUGGGAUAAACAUGCAUGAGCACGUGGGCUGCACGUCACAGGAAUAUCAGCACCUUGGACAGCAGCCACAGUCGGCGCAGCGCCUUCUAUGGAUGGAGCUCUUUCUUUCCCCAUCAAUCUGCUCGGAUCCCAGGAGCAUUCACGGGGAAACUGAUAAUGAAGUUCACAUUCCAGGUCGAAGAUGCUCCAAACUGUUCUGAAAUUCAAAAUUGUAGGGAAGGAAAAACAUCCGCCUAACCAGGUACCUUUCUGGAGUCAGUCACGUGAAGUGGCACUUCGUUGUCCCACUCGUUGCCGGAGGCCACCGUGUGAUUCGGUGAAGAAGCACAGAGGAGGAUGAAGGAUUUCGUGUGAGGAUCCCGUCGGGGGGCAGCAACUCCGCCGGGGGCGCAUCCCAGGUUUGCAGGAAUCUGCAUAGCGACUCUCUUUGUCUUCCUGGUCUGUGUGGCGAAGAGACGGGGUUUUUUUCCCCCCAUUAAAUUGUUCCUCUUCUUCUGGAUGAUUAACUUUGUUCUGCUGUACCUGCUUCCGGCAGCGGGAAUAAAACCUGCAGGAUUUUGAUGAUCUGUGAAUUGAUGAAUGCCGCUGCGAGACAACAAAGGACGCAGAUUUCUGCUCUCGUCUCCAAUUACUUCCUUUGACUCAAACAAAAACAGCUUGACAGACAGAAUGUCAAGCUUCAGACGGUCUUUGACAAAGAAGAAAUAUUUUGUUAUCAACCUUUAGCAGUUUUAUUUCACUAUUGACACAUAAGAAAACCGUUAAUCAUUUUUACAUCCAUAAAAACGAUUUGAUGAGGAGGAAGACGCUUGACUUUUACGUUAGUGGCUCCAUUAAAUCCCGACAUAAUUUCCCCGAAGAAUGGUCCCUCCCCAUUGGCUGGACUGCAGUGCACAUGCUAUAACAACAGGAUAUGCAAAGAGCUGAUCUAACAGCCUAUCAUGUCCUGCACAUGCUUUUUGCAUCACAGCUCUGCUCUCUGGGCUUGAAUGGAGGAAAUUCACUAAAAAUGAUCAUAAAAACAGAAGAAAAAAACAAUAUAUUGACUAUAAUGUGAAAGAGAGAGGAGCCUCUGGAGCUUGUUUUGUUUAAAAAAGCAGUUGUGUACGUUAAAGCUGCUGAAGCAUGUUCAAGUUUGAAAUCCGGAUGUUCUUCAGCGAUUUCAAGGUGUUGCUACUGAUGAGCUCUGAACCCAGCAGGACUGACGCAGGGACAGGUACGGACACACCGUCGAGGAUGAGGGGGCUGGCCUUCGGCAGCUGUGGUUGGCCACACAUUAGCUGCUCUCGUCUGGAUGAUGAUGAAAACGAUGAUGGGGAGAACUAUGGGUCAGACCCACAACCCAUCAGUGUCAGUUUUGAGGAUGCAGAAGGAGCCAAAUACCAUAAAGGGGGCCUGGAUGGAGCCUCUCUCCUGAGUGUCUCUGAAAUAGGAGUGCAGACGCCGCAGUGCCGGAUCUGCUUCCAGGGACCUGAGAAGGGGGAGAUGUUGAGCCCGUGUCGCUGUGACGGCUCAGUGCGCUGGAGUCACCAGACCUGCCUCAUCCGCUGGAUCAGUGAGAGGGGCUCCUGGAGCUGUGAGAUCUGCCACUUCAAGUACCAAGUCCUGGCCAUCAACACCAAAAAUCCGCUGCAGUGGCAGCCCAUCCCCCUGACUGUGAUUGAAAAGGUGCAGAUUGCAGCUAUCAUCCUGGGCUCCUUGUUCCUCUGUGCCAGCGUGUCUUGGUUGGUGUGGUCAUCUCUCAGUCACUCAGCAAAAUGGCAGCGGCAGGACCUGCUGUUCCAGAUAUGCUAUGGGAUGUAUGGAUUCAUGGAUGUAGUUUGUGUGGGCUUGAUAAUCCACGAAGGAUCAUCUGUCUACCGGAUCUUUAAGCGCUGGCGGGCAGCGAACCAGAAGUGGAAAGUGCUGAACUAUGAAAAAGCGAAGGACUUAGCUGACCCCACCGGUUCCAGUCCUGAAUCUGCUGCUCGACUUGAGAGGAACUCCUCAAGCGUUGAGAGGGACAGGGGCCAGGGGGCGCGCCAGCAUGUCAGGACUAUUCUCAGCCGUUCCUGUGGCUACACGGUUUUACACAUCCUGAGACACCUGAGACCAAACAACCUGAACACGAGCAACCAGGAGGUCGUCAUGAGAGUGACCACGGUUUGAUGCCACCAUUGCUAAAGAAGACUGUUGUCAGGGCAUUUUUGGAAAAUGAUCUUGACACUGCCUGGAACUGUCGUGUCCCAUAAUGCGCCCAAGAUUCUUAUGCAUUCAGAUCGAGAGUCAAAAAUGAAAAACUGGGUAACAAGUAAACCAUUAAAAAAAAAAAAAAAAGAUUUUUUGAAUCUUUUAACAUUUUGUGCCACAUCAACAGUAAUUCUAAAUUGCUUUGGGCAUUGUUUAAUCUUGUCUCUCCUCAGAUUUCAUCCCAAACACCAAACCUUGUUUUUCAGAAAUGACUUUCUGCCUCAGGAGUUCGUGCACGCAGGCUCAAAAUUAUGGUUCAAACAAAAA
Oryzias latipes (Japanese medaka) is the source of this 2574-nucleotide messenger RNA. Its product is annotated as E3 ubiquitin-protein ligase MARCHF9. Gene Ontology annotation, molecular function: ubiquitin-protein transferase activity; zinc ion binding. Gene Ontology annotation, biological process: protein ubiquitination. NCBI's taxonomy places the organism in Eukaryota, Metazoa, Chordata, Actinopteri, Beloniformes, Adrianichthyidae. The record is from RefSeq and is a predicted model, not a curated record.